AUGGCUGAGACAUCUCAUUUCGACGUGCCAUCUGGCGUCACUGCCAGAGUGAGCAUCAUUGACUCUUCUUUGCGUGUAUCCAAGAUGCCUCUACAACACCUUAUGAAGCCCGCUAUGGCAGGCUUGGAAUUCAUGCCCCCCGCCACAACCUGGUCAUUCUUGAUAGAAGGCUCAUCGGGAAAUAAGGCAAUCUUUGACCUGGGAGUUCCUAAAAACCCCUUAGAGAACUUCUCCCCAGUGUGUUGCAAGACAAUAACUGAGGGAAACUUGGACCUUGAUGUUCCGAAGAAUGUGGCAGAUAUCCUUAGAGACAAUCAGCUGCAGCCAUCGGAUAUUAACAGCGUUAUUUGGAGGCAUGUAUACACUCGAACAUUCAACCUCACAACAUUCCCGGGGUCUACAGAGCUCGUCGUUGGCCAAGGUUUCAAGGAAGCCUUCUGUCCUGGAUACCCUACUAAUCCUGAUUCUCCCAUUAGGGAAGUCGAUUACGAAGGAAGAACCUUUCGAGAAAUCGACUUUGAUAAGAAACCUCUCAGUAUCGGACCUUUCCGAGGGUUUGACUUCUUUGAUGACGGCUCUUUUUACCUCCUUGACACACCUGGCCAUACCAUUGGACACGUAGCUGGCCUUGCGCGUACAACCACUGGCCCGGACACUUUCAUAUUCAUGGGCGGCGACAUCUGCCACCAUGGUGGCGAGAUCCGUCCAUCACCAUACCUGCCAAUCCCACGACACCUACCCCAACACUUGUCCCUAUCUGACUCAUUUCGACUCCUCAUGUCACGUUGUCCAGCGACCAUAUUAGACGAUGUGAACGUCAGGCGUGGUCGCAACGCUGGAGAGACGUUCUUCGAUCCAAAUAUAGGAUUUGACAAGGAGCAGGCAUUAAAGACUAUCAAGGAGACGCAGAAGGCUGAUGCGCAAGACAACGUCUUUUUUAUUUUUGCACAUGAUAUGUCAAUCAUGGGCGUCGUUGAUGAGUUUCCAAAUACUGCGAAUGAUUGGAAGGCGAAAGGAUGGAGGGAGAAGACUCGUUGGAGGUUUCUGAAUGAUUUCGAAGAAGCCGUCAAGGAGCAGGCGAAGUAG
Messenger RNA from Fusarium pseudograminearum CS3096, 1086 nucleotides. RefSeq lists its product as uncharacterized. The transcript has 3 exons. NCBI's taxonomy places the organism in Eukaryota, Fungi, Ascomycota, Sordariomycetes, Hypocreales, Nectriaceae. The coding region runs from base 1 to 1086 and encodes 361 amino acids. The record is from RefSeq and is a predicted model, not a curated record.